This is a messenger RNA of Camellia sinensis, 715 nucleotides long. The record is from RefSeq and is a predicted model, not a curated record. Lineage: Eukaryota; Viridiplantae; Streptophyta; Magnoliopsida; Ericales; Theaceae.
CGUGUUUGGAUGAGUAGCUUAAUCAUACUCGUAUGUUCUGAGGUAUAUGGUCAUAGUCCAAACAAGCCUUUCGGCUCAAAUCUUGGGUCUCAACCCCAACCCCAACCCCAAUCCAAAUCCAAAUGGUCUGUGUGUGUAAAAAGCACUUCGUUUCUUUCACCUAAAUUAGAUCCAUGAUAGUUGUUCAAAUUUUUGUAGCAUAGGGAGUAUUGUAUGGGAGUCAUUUUUGCUUUGAGGGUUUACUUGGAUUUGGAUCUCCUUGGUAUGGGUUUUUUUGAUAGUAUGGUUUUGGAUGUUCCACGAGUACGGGCAAUGGCAAUUGACAUUGCGAAAAUGCCGUUAAUAAAUAGGGCUAAAGGUGAAAGAGAAGGUAUUGACCUUGACAGGUUUGGAGUGGAAUCUGCACCUGCAAUUGUAUUUUUGAAGAAACAUGGAAUCAAACCUGUUGUGUACCAUGUCCACAUUACUGCAGGACCUGCCAACAAUUCAUGUUUUGUAGAUAUAAUGGAACAGAAUAAACAUCAAGGUAAUGCUGUUUGUUUGUACUUUAUCAAGUUUUAUAAUUGGGGCUUUGACACUACAACAAAAUUUGCCCAGUCAUAUUACUUGAGUGAGUGCAACCAUUGUGUAAAUGGCUUGUUAUAGUGAUUCUAAUGUGCAAGUAAACCUCAUGUGAUUGACAAGUGCAAAUGUUAAUGACUAUGAAGUUUUUCCU